Molecule: messenger RNA, 859 nt
Organism: Pimephales promelas (fathead minnow)
Lineage: Eukaryota; Metazoa; Chordata; Actinopteri; Cypriniformes; Leuciscidae
Source: RefSeq, a predicted model, not a curated record
AUCCAUCACUCCACAACCAGUGUCCAUCCUGAAGAGUGAAGAGAGGGAAUAAAAGAGUGCACUGCUGUUGGCAGACUUCAGGAAGAGAUGCAGAAGAUUACGACGACUACAGCAACAAUCAUCAGAGAUCCCGCAGAGAUCAGGACAAGGGAAAAUAAGGGUACGCCUUGAUCUGUAAUGGACAGAAUGGAGGUGAAUGUGUCUGAUCUACACCAGAAGACAGAGAUCAGGUUCAUCAUGUCAAUGCUAAAAAGCUGUCUGCUUCUCUUCAUUAUCUUCUCCAUGGGGAAUACAGAAGAACCUGAUCACGGAAAUGGCAGUAAAUGCCCUGCUACAUGGAGGAGUUUUGGACUCCGAUGCUAUAAGUACUUUUCUGAUGCGAGUAACUGGAUCACAGCAGAGAGAAACUGUCAGAGUCUUGGAGCGAAUCUCGCAUCUGUGAGUAAUAAACUGGAAAAUAAAUUCCUGCUGAGUCUGUUGCCUUCUCCUUCAACACGUACUUGGAUUGGUGCUCAUGAUGCUGUACAAGAUGGACAUUGGUUGUGGAGUGAUAAAGCUGUGUUUUCAUACACCAACUGGUGCUCUGGAGAACCCAACAAUUACCAGCAGCGUCCCGAGAACUGUUUGGAGAUCAACUAUACCGCUGACCGUUGCUGGAACGAUGCGCCCUGUUCAACCUCAUUAUCCUAUAUCUGUGUCCUAGACAUGUGUGAUGCGUCUAUAUGGGCAUAGACGCAUCACACGGUGUUUUGAUUGAACUACUUUUCAAAGUGUUAUUCUUAAAUUAAAUUUCUACUAAGCUUGAAUCUCUUAUAUCUUUCUCUGACCUUCUCCUCACAUUAAUAAAAGCAUUGAAGAA